AUGGCGAAGCAGGUGGUGGAGGCCUGCGUCAACGCGGGCACGUGCGCGGCGGGCGCGAGCCACUACGCCGCGCUGAUAUCCGCUCUGGCAUCCAUCUGGACUCAGGUGAGGCACCAGCUCGUCGCCACGAUGAACAACGACCUCAUCGGCGGUAGCGUCGCGCUCGCCGUGGCUUCCACGCUCGUCGGCGUCGCGUGGCGGCUGUGGCGAUGGAUCCGCGGCGUCGCCCACGACAGGAUGUUCGUCACGUACGAAAUACCGAGCGGCACCCCGCAGUACUUCGCCGCGCUGCGCUGGGUGUACGACCAACCCGCGGUCCGACGCGCGUCCCGACGACUCGUCGUGAAUCCCAUCGGAACCCCGCUCGCGGCGGCCGACGGCGCCGACUCCCACGCGCCGUCGUCCGCGCCCGACGACCCGGAGGAUCCCCUGGAGCUCGGCCUGCACACCGUCCCGAUGUUGCUCAGGGACCAGUCGCUGUGCACGCGCGUGGGCGGGGCGAUCGUGUGGGUGGGACACGGCGGCGGGACGACGGGGGGCGAAGGCGUCGCGGCGGGCGGGGUCGCCGACGGACCGGGCCUCGGCGCGAUGGGAGGCGGCGGCGCCAGGGGUUCGUGGUACCAGCAGCUGCUCUCCGGCACCCGCGGGCACGCGGGGCUCGCGCACGCUUCGGCGUUCGGCUGGGAGGGCGGUAUGAGCGGCGGUAUGAGCGGCGGUAUGAGCGGCGGUAUGAGCGGCGUCGCGGGAGCGUUGCGGCUCACAGUCAUGGGCCUCGACGGCGAGGAGACGGUACGACGGAUCCUCGCGUCGGGCCACCGCCUCGGCCGGGGUACCGCGCGGCGGUUCACGCGGGUGUACCUGCCGUCCGCGGUGGUUCGUUCGCACGGGCGCGGGGACGGUAAACACGCGUGGACGCGACCCGAGUGGGUCGACGCGGGGGCGAAACCCGCGAGGCCCAUCUCGUCGGUGAUACUCAAGGGCGACGACGCUAAGGACGUGCUGGCGGACGCGAGGGCGUUCCUGGGGUUGGAGCGGUGGUACGCGGAGCGGGGUAUCCCGUACCGACGGGGGUACCUCCUGCACGGCCCGCCUGGGAGCGGGAAGACGAGCCUGGUGUGCGCCGUGGCCGGCGAGCUUCGUCUGCCGAUUUACCAGCUGCGGCUCUCGGGCGCGGGGCUGGACGACGAGGCGUUCCAGCGGCUGCUCGCGGCGACGUCGAGGCGCGCGGUGGUGCUGCUGGAGGACGUGGACGCCGCGAGGGGCGCGGCGGUCGGGUCCAGGACCGGGGACGCGAUGAACCGCGUGAGCCCGGGAGGCGUCGAAUAUGGGGGAGGGGUCGACGGGGGAAGCGGACGACGGGGCAGCUUCGACGACCCCUCCGCCGGGGGUCUGACGCUACCCGGCCUGCUCAACGCCCUCGACGGCGUCGGCGCCGUGGACGGGCGGCUGCUCUUCAUGACGUGCCACCGCGCUUCAUCGCUGGAGCCCGCGCUGGUUCGACCGGGUCGGAUCGACGUGAGGGUCGGCUUCGGCCCGCCCGACAGGGCGCAAGCCGCCGCGCUCUUCCGACACUUUUACCGCGCGCCGACGCGACGGACGGGGACGCCGUCGAUCGGCGCGGAUGGGAAGAUGAAUCGUCACGGCGAGACGCGAGCGGACGACGACAGCGCGAGGUCAUCGCCCGAGAAGAAGAAGAAGAAGAAGAAGAAGAAGCGCCCCGUCGCGUUCGGCGGUGCGCCGCCGCCGACGGACCCGGACUCGUUGGAUCGACUCGCCGAGCGCUUCGCGGACGCGGCGGCGCGGUCGAUGUGGGAUCUGCACCCGGACGGCGACGACGUCGCGGCGUCCAUGGCGGCGCUGCAGGGACACCUGAUGAUGCACCGCGAGGAUCCCGAGGGCGCGGUCGAUAGCUUAUGA
Messenger RNA from Micromonas commoda, 1917 nucleotides. RefSeq lists its product with no specific name. Bases 1 to 1917 code for a protein of 638 amino acids. Gene Ontology annotation, molecular function: ATP binding; ATP hydrolysis activity. The transcript has a single exon. Lineage: Eukaryota; Viridiplantae; Chlorophyta; Mamiellophyceae; Mamiellales; Mamiellaceae. The record is from RefSeq and is a predicted model, not a curated record.